CCUUGGCACCCUACUCCUCCUCCUCUCGCCUCAGCUCUGCCUCCCUUUCUUCUCACUCCGACGCCUUAAAUAUCUAGUCUCCAUCAGUCUCCGUGUCUCCAAUACGAGUGAUCUCUCAUGCCUCCACCUCCCCUGUCACCCCCCGGGAUCCAAGCCAGCCAGCCAGUCAGCCCCGCAUCCACCGGCUUCCAAAAAGAAAAACUCCCCACCACCCCCCGAGAUGGACUCCACUUCCCGUAUCUACAUAACUCCACCACCGACGCCGCAUCCCCAGCGGCCGGCCGGCGUGGGUCGCGGCGGGAACACCCCCGACCGCACCGACCGCACCGUCCAAUACCCACUCUACUAUAUAUACGGCACAUCGCUAGUUUUCCCGCCCCCCCGGGCCGAUGCAGGUCUUGCACUAGCACGACGCCGCCACGCCGAGAUCAGGAUCAGGAUCCACUGUGGCGGCUGUCAGAGCCGGCAAUCUGUCUGGCACUGGUGGAUGGGUUGGUGGGUGGGUGUCCAGAACCUCGGUUCCGGGUCUGGCAUACGCACAUACCGUACAUACAACAUACACAGGGUAUUCUACGUACUCCACAUAUCUACAUACAUACAUACUCCACAUGCCAGAUCUUGGUACCACUGGAAUGGAAUGGGGUGCAUUCCGGGGGCCGUUUUAACGUCUCAACGUCGGAUCGGAAAUGGAAAGGGAAAGGGAAAAAGAUUUUUGAAGGGGCCGGUUUGCGGUUGCGGACUGCGACUUGUGGGACGUACUCGUGUUGCAACUUGCGCGGAACGAAAGCUCGGUCCUGAAGCCUGAUUCGUCCCCACGCGGAUCAGUACCAAGUAGGUUUUCUUCAUCACGCGUCAGCUUGGCUCCGGAGU
Messenger RNA from Tricharina praecox, 870 nucleotides. RefSeq lists its product as uncharacterized. The transcript has a single exon. The coding region runs from base 118 to 798 and encodes 226 amino acids. The record is from RefSeq and is a predicted model, not a curated record. Lineage: Eukaryota; Fungi; Ascomycota; Pezizomycetes; Pezizales; Pyronemataceae.